UCUUUCAACUACAGUUGUGUGUGCGUGGAGAUCAAAUGAUUUACAAGCUGAGCAAGUGAUGGUGAGCUGUGUGGUGUGUUGAAUCAGCUGGUGCAAUUUUUUAUGCAAGAUCAUAGUACUUCGUAAUUUGCAGCUCAGCUUAAUUACAUAUCUCGCCUGGUCGAUUGGAGGUUUGACCUUCAUCUAUCGUAGAUGGAGCUCUCCUGAAUCUGGAGUAUAUAUAAUCGACAUUUGCCAGCUUAAUCCUAACAAUGCAACAAGGCAGACAGGCGUUUGUCAUUGUGGGCUAAGUUCUCGUCUGAUAGCCGGAUCGCUGGCAAUGCAAUUAGCAAGAGCUAGGAUCGGGCGGCGAACAAUGGGUGCCGAGGGAGACGAAGAGUACUCGUGCAGCCAUGGCUACAAGGUCGGGUUCCCGCCGGAGAAGGGCCUCCUGGCGGAGAUUUCCGACGGGGUGAAGGAGACCUUCUUCGCUGACGAGCCGCUGCGGGAGUACAAGGGCCAGCCCAGGUCCAAGAAGCUGUGGCUGGGCCUGCAGCACGUGUUCCCGGUGCUUGACUGGGGCAGGCACUACACCUUGGGCAAGCUCAAGGGCGACCUCGUCGCCGGGAUCACCAUAGCCAGCCUCUGCAUUCCCCAGGACAUUGCUUAUGCCAAGAUGGCUCAUCUGCCACCACAUAUCGGAUUGUACAGUAGCUUCGUCCCGCCUUUGAUAUACGCCCUGAUGGGCACUUCCAGGGAUCUAGCUGUGGGUCCAGCGGCCGUCGUGUCGCUGUUGAUCGGCACCCUCCUCCAGAGUGAGAUCGAUCCGGUCAAGAAUCCGCUCGAGUACAGCCGCCUGGCCUUCACCGCCACAUUCUUUGCCGGGAUCACUCAGGCACUUCUCGGAUUCUUCAGGCUUGGGUUUAUUGUAGAGUUCAUAUCUCAUGCUGCCCUAGUUGGAUUCAUGUCGGGUGCCGCCAUCACCAUUGCUCUCCAGCAGCUCAAGGGCUUCCUUGGCAUCGUGCACUUCACCAGCAGCUCCGAUAUCAUAUCGGUCAUGAAAUCAAUCUGGGAAAAUGUUCAUCAUGGGUGGAACUGGCAGACGAUACUGAUCGGAGCAUCCUUCUUGGCAUUCCUUCUCGCUACCAAGUACAUUGCCAAGAAGAAUAAAAAGCUCUUCUGGGUUUCUUCGAUCGCGCCGCUCAUUUCGGUUAUUGUAUCCACCUUCUUUGUGUAUAUCACUCGUGCAGACAAGCACGGCGUCGUGAUCAUCAAGGACAUAAAGCAAGGCAUCAAUCCACCUUCAUUUCAUCUCAUAUAUUUCUCUGGCCCAUACUUGAUGAAAGGAUUCCGAAUUGGGGUAAUAACUGGAAUGGUCGCCCUAACGGAUGCAAUUGCAUUUGGAAGAGUAUUUGCUAGCAUGAAGGACUACCAAAUAGAUGGGAACAAAGAAAUGGUGGCUCUAGGAACCAUGAACAUUGUAGGUUCGAUGACUUCGUGCUAUGUAGCCACAGGUUCUCUAUCGCGAUCAGCAGUCAACUACAUGGCUGGCUGCAAAACAACAGUAUCCAAUGUUGUUAUGGCACUUGUAGUAGUGCUCACGCUGGUGUUGAUCACCCCAUUGUUCAAGUACACCCCAAUUGCCAUCCUAUCUUCCAUCAUCAUAAGUGUAGUGGUUAGCCUAAUUGACUAUGAGUCGGUCCAGCUCAUCUGGAAGGUUGACAAAAUGGACUUCGUGGCAUGUCUAGGAGCAUUCUUGGGGGUCAUAUUUGCAUCAGUGGAGUAUGGCUUGCUCGCUGCGGUUGCGAUAUCUUUUGCCAAAAUUCUUCUCCACGUAACACGGCCGAGAACAGCUUUACUUGGUAACCUUCCAAGAACAUUUAUCUAUAUGAAUGCCGAACAAUACCCGGAGGCUAUCAAGGUGCCUGGGGUCCUGAUUGUAAGAGUGGACUCAGCCAUCUACUUCACGAACUCCAAUUAUGUUAAAGAGAGAAUCCUGAGAUGGCUGAGGGACGAGGAUGAACAGCAGAAGGAACAGGGGUUGCCCGAAACAGAGCUUCUGAUUGUUGAGCUAUCUGCGGUAACUGACAUCGAUACAAGCGGAAUCCAUGCCUUGGAGGAGUUGUUAAAAGCACUUGAAAAGCGCCAAAUUCAGCUGAUCCUCGCCAAUCCCGGGCCAACAGUGAUCCGGAAGCUGCGGUCAGCGAAAUUCAUGGAGCUCAUCGGCGACGACAAGAUAGUCAUGUCCGCUGGCGACGCGGUGAAGAAAUUUGCUUUGAAGCCGGCUGAGAACGUCUGAAGAGAGAAGAUGGUCACUGUAUUAUCUGUCGUGUGGUGUUAUUUGGUUGUAGGAAAAGAAACCACAGGGCGCACAAAACUUUAGGGAGGAUUUUCAAGAGGACAUUAGAUUGUCUCCCACCACGGGGGCAUCUCUCCACCCAAGAGAUUAUGGCGUGGCGGGUGAUCUUCAACGGCAAUAGCAACACGAAGGCAUUACAGAGUAUGUAAGUAUGUUGCUGCACUGGUGGAGAUUGCUGCAGAUUGGGGAUCUUGAACGACUGCGGUGGCGUGAGAGAGUUUGUUUGCGAGAUAGAAAUGACGUGAGAUGGUGAGAGAGUACAUGAAAGUGAUGUUGUUAGGAUUACAGUGAAACUACCUAAAGUCUAUGGUGAUGGUGUAUUUUUUUUCAUCUCAUAUACUUAAGUGUUUCCGGACAAAACAAAUGCGUCACUUAAAACAAA
Molecule: messenger RNA, 2720 nt
Organism: Brachypodium distachyon (stiff brome)
Lineage: Eukaryota; Viridiplantae; Streptophyta; Magnoliopsida; Poales; Poaceae
Product: sulfate transporter 1.2
Exons: 14
Coding region: 320-2278 (652 amino acids)
Biological process (GO): transmembrane transport
Cellular component (GO): membrane
Molecular function (GO): secondary active sulfate transmembrane transporter activity
Source: RefSeq, a predicted model, not a curated record